AUGAGAGUACGUGUCUGCGCCUGCCACGGCUGCCGCGGGAGCGUCCCGAGCGCGCGCGCGGCGCCGGUGUGGCGCGCGCCGUGGCGCCGCAGGGCACCGUGGUGCAGGCGCCGGCCGCAGUCGCGCGCGCGCCGCCGCCCGACGCGGACGUGCACACGCGCGCCAACGCCGACGAGUGCGCGUUCCGGCCCGUGGAGCUGCGCGCCGCGCCGCCCGCGCUGCCGCCGCGCCUGGCCCGCGCAGCCGCUGCCGCGCGCGACCACCAUCCCCGCACAGCCCGCCGCGCCGCGCGACCCCUCGCCAGAGGACGAGCCGCUGCCGUUGGCCACCGACGUGCUCAUCCCCGCGCAGCUCUCCACCUGCCCGCUGCGCCUCUCCUUCGAGGACACCGCACCCUCGACUCGCCCCGCUGAGAUUGGGCGAGAGGAUACAUCACUGCCAAAAUUGAAUCGAGCCCCCGAUGAUAUUCAGCCGGUGGCUCGAUCUAGGAUUAAGAAAUCUCCCACCACCAAGUCAGUUAGUGAUAGUGCCGCUAGCGAUAUUAGUGUUAAGAGUAUAGUGUCAGAUGAGAGAGAGAUCGAAUCUAUAAUAGAAAAGGAGCCUCUGAAAGUAAGAGUUGAAUUAGAAACUCCCGUGGAGCCCGUGUCGAAAGACGAAAGAUUACGUAAAGAUUUAGUGAUUAGUAGCGAACGUAAUAUAGAGUAUCAACGUCCAGAUGAAAAAGAUAAACCAUCUUUGAAGUCAUCAAAACCUACUGGGCUUGCAGCAUCGGAAGCUGAGAAAAUUAAAAACAUUCAGUAUGAAAUAAAGACAGAGGAGCAAGCCUGGGACAUGCUUUUAAAUGAGCCCGAAAAACUAGAAAAGUGUAACAAAGACGAAAAACCUAACAAAGACCCACUUCGUUCGUUUAGCGAAAAUAAAACUGAAGAAUUAAAAAUUAAAUCAAAGAAAAAUCGCAAACCCAAAAAGUCGGAAGAACAACAAGCUAAAGAAGACGAAGAUAGUUUUGUAGAAAUUCAUACAAUUGAGGAUAAGCAACAGACACUAAGUGACGAUUUAGUGUCCAUAUCUACUCCUUUAGAAGAUGCUAAUUUAGCUUCCUCGUACUUAGCGAAAUCUAGGAAACGACGCUCAUCUAAAAGCCGCACCCCCGAACGGAAAGAAAAUAUAGAAGAACCAAAAACAAGUGAAACAAAAUAUGAUAAAAAUAAUGAUAUUAUUAGUAUGUGUAAGCCAAAAACUAAAAUAAAGGAUGAAUCAUUGUGUGAUGAUGUAAAAGUUUUUACCCACUGUGUUUCUAGGGACGUUAAAGAAACUUUAAAAGAAACUAAACAUAAGGAGUCAGUAAUCAAAGAAACUCAAUCCAAAAUACUCAUUGAACCCAAAGCCACUACUUCAUUUUCUUCUAAAGAAUCUCCAAAAUCUAUCAAAAGUAAAUCUUCUUCACCAAAAUUAGAUUUUCGUAAAACAGAAAAGUCUUGCGAGAUAGAAGAGAAAGAAGUUUAUGUUAUCAACACAAACGAAGAAGAUUUUCCCGAAAUACAAAUCACUAGAGCUAAUAAAUCCCAUAAAAAAUCACCACUAAUGCCAGAAAAAAAGAGCCAUGACACCGGCAAAAUUGAAAUGCCUGUGAAAUCUUGGAGUUCCAUAGCAGCUGCCAAAAAUGUUAAAAUGGUAGAAGAAAAAAAUAUAGUCGAGACUGUUGAGAGUGUGGUAAAAGAUGAUAACCAAGACGCAGCGACAGUUUUAGAAAAUAACAAAAAAUCAGAAGUAUCUUUACAAGAAAAACUGAUGGAGCUGUGCAAAAGAAGAGAUAUAAUGGUCGCUGAAUGCGAUGCACCCACUGAGCUUAACUUCGUAGAAGAACACCACGCGGUAAUGCAAGAACUCCCCCCACUAGAACCCCUCGAUUUCGGCCUCGAUGACUUCAAAAUGGAAGUUAUGCGCGAUAGUCUCUUAGAAACUAGCGAUCCAAAAGUAGCUAGCCCUAUUUGCAAAAUCAAUAUAGAUGAUAUUUUGUCAUCCAUUAAAGAAACAACAACAAAAGUUAUCGAAUCCAGCACAUUUAAUUUAAUUGAUAUCGAGAAAGUGCCUACUAGGAAGGAGAGAGGUUUCAAUGUUGUAGAAAGUGAUAAAAUAACUUCUCAGGAGGUCAAGUUGGACGACGAGAUGAAAUUGGAUAAGGAGGAGUUAGAGAAGUCGUCUGACGACGACAUCGCGUCCCCUGUUCUAUCCACUGAUAGCGAUAAGGAAGAUAAAAAGAGUGGUGAAGCUUCCAAUUCAAAUAUGCCUUUGUCAAAGCAAUCUAAAUCUAAAAAGUCACGUAGGAAGAAGAAA
Molecule: messenger RNA, 2337 nt
Organism: Brenthis ino (lesser marbled fritillary)
Lineage: Eukaryota; Metazoa; Arthropoda; Insecta; Lepidoptera; Nymphalidae
Source: the annotation of a GenBank genome assembly